AUGUCAUCGUCAACAGUAGACGCAAGUCUCGUUUCAUCAUUAAACAAUAUUUCUUUUCAAUUAAACCGUUAUUUAGCAUUUCCUAUUUUUCUAUUUGGAAUUAUUGCAACUCUUGGUCGAUGGGGUUGUUCAAGUAUAAAGGUUAGUUACCGACAUUGGAGUACACUGAAAAAUGCACAACGUGGUAUCAGUCUUCUUGUGAUUAUUUCCAGUCUUUUACAAAUCCAACAAAUCUUCUGUUAUGAAGCCAAUCUUACAUAUACUCCAUUGAAAUGUUAUUCCAAAACAGUAACAUGUGGUAUUCUAUCAGAUUUAUCGUUUGCAUUAAUUACUGUCCUAAUUCCAUUAUUAUUGAUGUUUAUCUUUGGUCGAAUGAUUAUUUUGAAUGUACGCUACUCACAAUCACGUUUAUAUGUCGAAGGUAUAGCAAUGUCGAAUAGUAGUGGAAUUCUAAAUCCCGUAUUUGUCAAUGUCAGACAAUUAAAUCAACGAAGAAAAACUGAUCGACGGCUAUUAUCUAUGCUUUUCGUUCAAGUUAUAUUUAUUCUUGUACUUACAUUACCGUUCGCUAUAUCAAAACUGUAUUCAACAUUAACAAGAGACAUAUUGAAAUCAACAUUACAAAUUACGAUUGAAAGUUUUAUUUUUAAUUUAUUUCUUCUUUUUUUAAAUGUUGCUUCGGGAAUGCCAUUCUAUAUUUACACAUUAACUGGUGGAAAAGUGUUUCGAAAAGCGUUGUUAAACCUAUUUCAUAAAUAA
Molecule: messenger RNA, 759 nt
Organism: Adineta ricciae
Lineage: Eukaryota; Metazoa; Rotifera; Eurotatoria; Adinetida; Adinetidae
Source: the annotation of a GenBank genome assembly